Messenger RNA from Penaeus vannamei (Pacific white shrimp), 2988 nucleotides. Lineage: Eukaryota; Metazoa; Arthropoda; Malacostraca; Decapoda; Penaeidae. The record is from RefSeq and is a predicted model, not a curated record.
GGCAGACCCCGAAGACUGCAUUUCACACCAUUCGCGGACAAGGCCCUGUGUAGUGGCAGUGUCGUGCCGGGUGUGCUGGUGGUGGGGACGGAGCGGGUUCCCGGGUAUCGAAACCCAAAGGAACAGGCGCUGGCGUAGGCUUGGAUACUUUGUCUAGGGGAUUGGACUACCUUCUUUCUUCUUUUUAGAGGGACCACGUGCGUAAUCCAUCCGUCAGGAUGGAGGACCUGCUGUCGUGCAUGGUGUGCUGCGAGCCGUACCAGGAGAAGAUGCGGCACCCCGUCCCUUGAGACAUGUCAGUUGCAUGAUGUCAAGCUUUCCUUUUGGUGCAAAUCAUGCAAAAUGGCCACAUGCGGUGAAUGCCUGUUCGAGGACCAUCCCACUAACUCUCAUGACGUCAUCAAGGCAACAAGGUACAUUAUCGAGAUGAAGGACGCCAUCAACGACCUCGCCAACAAGUUCAUGGAGACACUAGAUAUCAGAGAGCGCCGGUUGUACGACUUGGUCUACAAGAGCGCCAAGGGCAUCAACGACGCCCUCCGCACCAUAUGCGUCUUGAGGAAGGACAUGGAGGAGGCCCGCGAUCUCAUGAAGGGCGUGAAGAAGGUGGACGGCAUCGCCCCGACGACCAGACUCUCCGAAGCCGCCAAGUUCUUGGGUCUCAAGUGGAACCUCCACGACGCCAAGCUGGGUCUGGGGCCCGCGUCGCUCAAGAAGGCUCAGAGCGAGAAGGAGGCCGAAGCGCAGAAGGAGGCCGAGAAAAAGCAGGAUUCUCCAGAAGAGAAAGAGGAAGACAAGGGAAAGGAAGAAACCGAGAAGGAAGACAAAGAGAAGGAAGACGAUGACAAAACGAAACAAGCAAAGGACGGCGAGAACAACGACAAAGAGGACGACGAUGAUGAGGAUGAGGAAAGCACAGACGAGAGCGAAGAAGAGGUGCUGACGGAGGAAGAGAUCAAGAAGCGCCAAAAGAUCCUCAAGGUCAAGGAAAGAAUAGCCGCCGCCGCUGCUGCCGCGGCCGCCGAGAAGGAGCUCAAGGAGAAGAAGAUGAUGGAGAAGGAGCGGAAGGCGGUGAAGGAGAAGAACAACGCCAACCCCGAGCCCGAGCAGGUGCCGUCGCCCAAGCUCCUGAAGUCGUGGAAGAAGAGGUCCGCCGUCGCCACCGUGUCCCGAGAGCCGUCCAUUACCCCCGAGAGAGAGCUGCAGAAGAAAGAGAAAUCCGAAAAGAUAGAAUCGCCGACAGAGAAGGAAGACGCGAACAAACAGAGCGACAAAGACAAGGAAAACGCGGAAAAUGAAGACAAAAUCAAGACAGAGGAAACCGAAGCCAAAGCAGAGAGCAGAGAACCAAGCAACGAAAAGGACAACAAGGAGACGAAGGAGACGGCCAACAACCCCCCGGCGAAGAAGGACGCGAGCCAGGAGACCUCGCCCAACGACCCUCCGAAAGCGGCCAACGAGCCCUCCAACGCCAACCCGCCGAAGGAAAAGGAGAAGGCCAAGGAGGAAGCCGAAGCGAAGGAGGCGAAGAAGGAAGCCGAGACCAAGAAGGAGAAGAAGGCGCCCGCGGCAGCCAAGAGACCGAGAGGGCGGCUGGCGAGACAGGCCCUGAAGAGAGCGCAGACGAUGGACCUCUCCAAGAGGGCGCAGGCCGAGGGCGACAAGGAGGAGGGCGAGGCGGAGUCGCAGAACAUCAAGGGCCUCGACCUCGAAACGGGGAAGAGCAAUAAACCAGAAGAAACAGAGAAUAAGGAGAGCGAAGCAGGGGCGAGUGGCGAGACGAAGGAGGAGGCGAAGGAGGACAAGAAAGAAAAGGAGGAGGAGAAGACAGAAGAGAAGAAGAAAGAAGAGGAGGCGAGAGGAGCCACAGCGGUCAAGGAGGACGAAGAAGAGGCCAUGUUUGAACUUGAUCCGGACGAGAAGGACAGGAUCGCCACGGAGCUGAUGAUGUCGAGUGUCCUGAACGCCCUCAUCCCCACCAAGUCCCCGACGGUGUUCCUGGACAUCGAGUACGAGCAGCGCAUGUUGGGCCGCGUCUACAUCACGCUGUUCGGGCACCUGCGUCGGGCCAACAACUUCCUCCUGCUGUGCACGGGCGAGACCGGGGCGUCCCUGAAGAGCUCCAAGUUCUUCGAGGUGUGCAACCCCGAGGCGCCGGGCGAGCGGCUCAAGGGCGGCGACUACGAGUUCAACAACGGGCGGGGCGGCGAGGCGCUCGUCGAGGAGCUGGAGUUCGGGGGCGACUACGCGCAGCCGAUGGAGGCCGGCAUGAUCACGGCGGGCGGCUCGGGCCACCGCUGCUUCGACUCGCAGUUCCUCAUCUGCACGGAGGGCGACCCCAACAGGAACUUCGCGUGUCCCUUCGGCGUGGUGACGUCCGGGCUCAGCUACCUGAAGGAGGCGGUGUGGCUGGUGGUGACCAAGGAGAUCUGGAUCGAGGAGUGCGGCGUCCUCCUCGAUAUGCCCAGGUUCUGAAGCCUGCCACAGCCCGUGACUUUUGACUUAGUGACUUAGGACAUGUCUGUGACUUAGGACACCUGCUAUUUUAUGUAAAGAAUUGUAUUAUAAAUAGCGUAGCACUAGUUUUCUAUUGAUGUUGAUGUUCUCCAUACCAGCGACUACGUCCUGCAACCAGGGACUGUAGGAAGCUGCGACCACACAUGUCUUGCAUACAAUUUCGUUGUCUUUGUGUCGGCAUAAAGUAACAUUAGAUCUCUAGCUUAUACAUUCUAUACUGUGUUUCCCUAAGACUAAUUCAUCUUUUUAAUGUAAUUACCCCAUCAUUUGACAUAAUUCGAAGUCGCCGUCCCCGUGUUAGGCUUCGUCUCUCUAAUUCCGUCGUAAGUCAUUCAAUGCAUCUUUUUUUAGGAGGUAGUGAGUCUGUGCUUCUGUAUCCGAGAAUUCAGGUCCGGGUGUGUGCUGCUGCGAGAGAUGUCAGGUCCCUUCAUGAAAGCUCGCCGUCGCUCGUUCAUUAAAAGCUGAUCUGUC